GCUGGGACAGGCGGUUCGUUUGUCUGCUGCGCAUGCGCACCAAAGUGUGUCUUCCCAGCUACCGCUAGUCAGGAUAGCUAGCUAUCUAGCUGGCUACCAAACUAUUAACUAGCUGUUGGUUGCAGUUUCCCAGGGUUGGGAUAUUUUCCACCUCCGUCUCUUGGAAAUUCCCGGAGCCUCGUUUAAAACUUAGCCCUCCGAACCACUAACCAGCCUGGACAUGGUGUUGCCCCAGCCAUUAUGAAGCGCAAGAACUCCUUCAAGCAUCACGAGGGUCCCAGCCGGCCACGUGCGGUUGUUGACCCCGUGAAGAGCUUGGCCCCCAGCCGGCCACGUGCGGUUGUUGACCCCCUGAAGAGCUUGGUCGGCUGCCAGAUCCAACAUGGCUGGAGGGAUGCCCCUGGGAAGAUCUCCCGCUGGAAAGGCAUCGUGCUGGACCAGGUCACCAUCCUUCCUUCCCUCUACCUGGUCAAGUAUGAGACUGUAGACUGCGUCUAUGGCAUCGAGCUUCUGAAAGAUGGCCGUGUGCAGAAGCUGGAGAUAGUAUCAAACCGCAUUGACUCGUAUCGGGCGGUGGACGGCAAGCAGGCGAUGUCCAUGCUGGGCCGGGCGGUGCAGCACAAGUUCGAGAGUGACGAAGGCUCCAAAGACGAGUGGAGGGGGAUGGUGCUGGCCCGAGCGCCCAUCAUGACCCCCUGGUUCUUCAUCACUUACGAGAAGGACCCUGUGCUCUACAUGUACCAGCUCUUGGAUGACCUCAAGUCAGGGGACCUCAGGUUUCUUCCAGACGAGACGUCCCCAGAGGAGCCAGAGCCAGGCGAGGUGGUGGACAGCCUGGUGGGCAAACACGUGGAGUACAGCCGGGAGGACGGGGGCAAGAGGAUCGGCCUGGUCAUACAGCAGGUGGAGGCCAAGCCCUCGGUGUACUUCAUCAAGUUUGAAGAUGACUUCCACAUCUACGUCUACGACCUCAUCAAGGCUUAGACAAAACACAGCCCUUUUUUUUUUCAUUUAGACAAAGAAAGGUUGUACCCUAUGGCUAACCCAUGAAUGAUUGAUUCACUUCUCCUUCCACUAGAUUUAUUUUUUCCUUUUGUGGACUGAUAAUCUGUGAUCUAUCUUCUUCUUCAGCUCUUGGCUACUUUUGCUGCCAAGUGGUUGUAAACUCGUCCACCUCCUCAUCCUAACGUCCGGCCUUCUCCUGUCAGAACACUGGAUGUUGAUUUGAACCCUCUUUGAGUUGUGGACCUUUGAAUACCUCAUCUUUAGACAUGACGUGUAGUUUUUUUUCUUUUCUUUUUAUAGCCUGCUUCUCCUUGGGAAAGUUUUGGGGGAUUUCCAGUGAGGUUCUUCAUGUCUUUUUGUUCGUUUUGUGUACCAAAGUGAGUAUCUACAUUACAUGUACGUUCUCUUUGUUAUCAGUAAAUUGGCGAUGAUUCAUCCAUAUCAGAUGUCUUUAAAAAUACUGAACACAGCAGUGCAUUUUCUAUGGGUUGUAUCAAUCAGUUUGGCAGUGUUCUCAGUAGCUGAUGUCCUCCUCUCUUUUUGGCUUCAGCAGUACCGCCUGUUUUUGAUUAUUUUCAGCAUUAUCUUUAGUAUGCUUACUUUUCAUGUUAUCUGGCCUCUACUGUACAUGUACGGAGGCCAGUGUGUCGUCAUUUUUACUGUGUAAUAUUGAGUGGUAGAUUUCAAGUGCACUUCAGAGCACCUAUCUUCCACCAGCAUUACUUGUAGACAAAAUGUGCCUUUAAGAAUUCUUAGUUCGGCCCUCAUAGAUGAACUUUUAAAUGAGGGGGUGUCCCUUGUAUACUGAUGGCCAAUGUGGCUGCAGGUUGUGUUCCAACAAGGUAGGAACACCAAGUAAUUACAACUUAUAAUUCUUGUGGCUCAUGUGAAUCACUAAUAUCAGAUCAGUGGAGGUUGGUGUUGUAAAGGUCCCUCAUGUGCUAUUUUGCUUUGACAAACCCUAAGGAGGAAUGUGUGGUUGGAAGAGGGCAUCACGACUCCAGUUACCCACGUGAACAUAAGUGCCCUUAAUCGGAUGUUAAUGCUUGUUUCUGGAAAUUGGAUUUACUUCAAAGACAGAACAAGCUUGUGCAUCCUGGAUUAAUAUAGAACUCUCUAUGGGGACAAAACGUGUCGUGUGUGUGUGUGUGUGUGUGUGUGUGUGUGUGAGAAUGUCUAUCAGAAAGCUCUUCAUAGUAGGCUUUCCUGUGUGCCUGUUGUAAAAGGUGUAUACAUUCUGUGUCAUCAUAUGCAGUCAUGAGUGAACUGUAGCCCUAUACAGUUUGUGGCUAUGAACACACUUCAGUUUGUGGCUAUGAACACACUUCAGUUUGUGGCUAUGAACAUUCUAGAACAUUCUUUGUCUCGAGUUGUUUCAAUUGUCAGCUGAUGUUUAUCGUUGUAUUACUAUGACUGGAACACAUGCAAACACAUAGGCUGCAUUAAAAGGUGUGUGUGUCAUUUUUCUAAUAAACACUUUUUAAGGAA
Molecule: messenger RNA, 2493 nt
Organism: Clupea harengus (Atlantic herring)
Lineage: Eukaryota; Metazoa; Chordata; Actinopteri; Clupeiformes; Clupeidae
Gene: spinb
Product: spindlin b
Biological process (GO): gamete generation
Source: RefSeq, a predicted model, not a curated record